CGCCGACACGAUCGCCAACCGACCCGUACCGUUAUCAAGUACCAUACACACGCCGGUAACACGCGAUUCAGCAUCCAAGUGAUCGCACGUUGGCUUAUCAUCCACAGACAGAUUGAUAAAGAAUGGGAUAUUUAUAAAAAUUUUGUACAAAAGUGAUAACAAGAAAAAUAUCUAUAGUGCUGGUAAAUGCGUAAGAUUCAAACUAUAAAUCACUCAAUACGUCAAAUUUGCUAAAUGGAUGAGUACUGCGAAACAUUAAUCUUGGUUACAUAAACAUGUACGAUUCAUGAUAGCCAUAAUCAAAUAAAAUGGACAAAUACAUCAAUAGAAUAUUUGGAAGCCAAGAUAAUUUCCAUAUCGUUUUAUGCCAAACAGUAUUGUGAAUCUUUUUGGCACCUUGGGAGUCAAAGUUUAACACUAUUUUUUAAAAUAGUAAACAGAAAAUGUGGAAAAUAUGGAGACAUAAAACUUCCGUUAACUGAGAUAGCAUUAUGAGUCAUGACUUCCAUACUUGAGCCCCAGUGUGGCCUCUGUAUUCUUGGCGGACAGUAAGUAUCGCCACGGUGGUCGUUUUAGCUUAACGCAGCAGACGAUUCGCUGUCCGAACCACACCUGUCCAUUACACCAUGGAGUAUCAGAACAUUGUGCAGAUUGCCGCCGGUUGGACGUCGAUGGAACCCGCCAUCCACAACAACACGCUUGACAGUGGGGGCGUCGGCGGGUUCAACAGCACAGGGACGGACAAGGAGAUAUACUGCGACGACACCUCUGGCCACGAAUCCACCCUGUACCUGAUCUCGAAAAUACUCUAUAUCAUCGUGUGCAUCAUCGGCCUUGUGGGCAACACGCUCGUCAUCUACGUGGUCAUACGGUUCUCCAAAAUGCAGACGGUCACCAACAUGUACAUAGUAAACUUGGCCAUUGCAGACGAAUGUUUCCUAAUCGGUAUACCGUUCCUAAUCGUCACCAUGACGAUGGAUUUCUGGCCAUUCGGCAACAUCAUGUGCAAAGUGUACAUGACUACAACCAGUAUUAAUCAGUUCACCAGCAGUAUAUUCCUAAUGAUCAUGAGCGCCGAUCGGUACAUAGCAAUAUGCCAUCCGAUAUCUUCGUCCAAAGUACGCACGGCGUACGUAUCGAAAGUCGUGUCUGUCACAGCUUGGACAUUCAGCAUCAUACUUAUGAUACCUGUUAUCAUGUACGCCAACACGAUGGACAAGGGCAACGUCAUGAGCUGUAACAUCAUAUGGCCCGAAAACGACUUCUUCAGCGGCCAAACAGCGUUCACGCUCUACUCGUUCGUACUGGGCUUUGCUAUACCGCUCAUGCUCAUAUUUGUCUUCUACAUACUCGUCAUAAGAAAACUGCAAACGGUGGGUCCAAUUAAUAAGUCGAAGGAGAAAAAGAAAUCGCAUAGAAAAGUCACCAAAUUGGUACUGACAGUCAUCACGGUGUACGUGUUGUGUUGGUUGCCGUAUUGGAUCACUCAGGUGGCGUUGAUAUUCACACCGCCCAAACAAUGUCAGUCCAACAUAGUAAUCACCAUUUUUCUGUUAGCCGGGUGCUUGAGUUAUAGUAAUUCGGCCAUGAAUCCAAUUCUGUAUGCAUUUCUCAGCGACAACUUCAAAAAGAGCUUCCUGAAGGCAUGCACGUGUGCCGCUGGCAAGGAUGUAAACGCGGGCCUGCACCAAGAGAACAGCACGUUCCCGCGUAGGAAUCGAGGCGGUUCGGAACGGCUGAGGACCGGCAGGGCCACCACCAUUCUGUGUCAGGCGAUCGAGACGGGCACCGGCGUGUGCAGUGGCCGGGACGACGAGCCCGGUUUCUGCGGCGAGACGGGUCCGUUGGUGUGCAGUCACGCCGAACUGGUCAGUAAAGAAAAUACGUCCACGGCGCUCACUAUGACUUCUCGAUCGACGUGCAACGACAACGUGCCGCCCGCCCAGCUGUAAUUUCCGUCAUUGCCGCCGCAGUUGGUCGUCCGGAAUAAACGGCACUUUACUCUGACACCACGUUACUGUUAUCGGGUUUUUCUUUUGUUACCAUUAUAUAUUGUUGGACGUGUUUCAUGUAUUGUCCCGUUGUUCACAGACGUGUCCAGUUUUGAGCUGAUGUCUCCAACUCGUUGCGCAGUUCGGACUGAUAGUUGCGUACCUCGUAACUGUCGUGUUAUUUUCUCCCUUUGUCCUCGUUUUCUCGCCGACACUGUGCGUUUCCAGUUAGCUCGAGUGUGCCAUAACCGCUCUUUCUUCUAAGACAAUCGAUGUGAUAUGAAUGUUCAUGAUUAAUAUUUUUAAAUAGUUUAACUACUCAAUGGAAUUAAUCAAAUAUAUUCCUCAGAAAAACGGUUUUAAAACUCGAAGAAAAAAAACACAAGAUCGUUUUAAAAAAUAUUAAUUUUUCAAUCCCGGAUACUAAUUAGUUAUUACCUUACAAAUAUCUCUGCGUAAAAAAUUACUUAAAAGUACAUCAGUUUUAUAAUUAAUUACGCUAGAUUUUACGUUCUUGCUGUAAUUAUUUAUUAAACCAAAUUCGUGUUUUAAAAACUAAAUUUUGAAUUAGAAAUAAAAAGUCGUCAAUCAAACAUUUUCAUAUUUAUAAAUAUAAAUUCACUACUAACGACGACAUUGUUAAAUAUAUAAAAAUUAUAUUACCAAAUAUUACAUAGGACUAAUUAGUUCUACGCAAUGUUUAAUAAUCGUUCAAAUGUUAAAUUGAUUGAAAUAUAUUAAUCUCCACAAAUAGGGAAUAAAAUAUUAAUGAAUUAAUAAUUAUGAACACUAUUAUUCACUAAAUUAGAAGAAAGAGCAAUAACUAGAGUAAUGUUAAGGUCUAUUAAAACUUUUAAAUGAAAAAUCAUAUUAAUUAUAAAAUGAUUUUAAUGACUCAAUAACUAAUUAAUAUUACCAACAACUUUCAUUCAAUACAUUAUUAUAUGUUCAAAGAUGUACAUGGACCGUUAUUAUGUAAAAUUGUUUGUACAUUUGUAAGUAAACUUUGUAAUAUUGACAUACACAACUAAAUACUUUAUAAAUGGUCAACAAUGUUAACGUUUAAUAAUAAGGCAUGUUAUUCCAAUAUGUCUAAAGUAAAUAUUACUAAAAAUGAUUCACAAAAUACUUUUUGCCAGAUGUUCAAUCAAAAUUAAGACUUUAUCACUAUAAAUAUUAACUAAUUGGCGGACCACCAAUUCAAUUUUGUACAUUAUAUAUUAUCUAUUGAUAUUAUUUAAUCAUUAAAUAUAAUAAACAUAGUCAAUAAUCAUUUUAAUGCAAAGAUGCAUGAUUUAAUGUUAAAAAUUAAAAUAUAUAAUUUAAAAAAAUAAUAAUAAAAACUAAUUGUAUCAAUUUACAUGUUUAUAAGUAUUUAUAUAUUAAAAAUGUUUAUAUUUACAAUUACAACAUAUAUUUACACCUCUAUCAAAACUUUAACAACUCAACUUUCAACAUAUCAGAGGACUUGAUUUGUAAAUUUUAAUACUAACGAAUUGUUAAUUAAUAUUUGUUAUAUAUACAAAAAUAACACAGAUAUACAUUCUUACUAGUAAAUAUUUACCAAUAGUAAUAUAUCUGUGUAAAAAUACAGCUAGGUAUAAGAGAAGUUUUAUUUCUGUAUUACACUAUAAAAUGUUUUUGGUACAAGUGUUAAGCAUUAUAAUUAGUUUUAAAUGAAUUUUAGAUCAAUUAUUAGUUUUACAUAAAAAAAAUACUUAUAGCUUCUGUGUUCCAAUAAAUUAAAAAUGUU
Daktulosphaira vitifoliae (grape phylloxera) is the source of this 3744-nucleotide messenger RNA. Its product is annotated as somatostatin receptor type 5-like. Gene Ontology annotation, biological process: G protein-coupled receptor signaling pathway. Bases 627 to 1952 code for a protein of 441 amino acids. The record is from RefSeq and is a predicted model, not a curated record. NCBI's taxonomy places the organism in Eukaryota, Metazoa, Arthropoda, Insecta, Hemiptera, Phylloxeridae. Gene Ontology annotation, molecular function: somatostatin receptor activity; peptide binding. The transcript has 7 exons. Gene Ontology annotation, cellular component: neuron projection; membrane.